UGCUUUGGAUUGAACAACUCCUACUUUUCUCCCGCUUAUAAAAAGAACACGUUGUCAUUGCCUUCUUCAGCACCUCAAAGUACAAAGAAACAGAGCAAUGGAGCGCAUAAACAUUUUUGUUGGAUCUUCACAGAUCGCCACAACUCGUCUUUUAGUGGCAGCUACGAGCUUUUUCUUCUGCACACAAAUCGCCCUUGCUGCCAACAAAACGUCGAAGCCUAUUGUUCCUGCUGUUAUUUUGUUUGGUGACUCCAUUGUUGAUCCUGGAAAUAACAAUGCUAUAAAAACUAUUGUGAAAUGUAAUUUUCCUCCAUAUGGCAAGGACUUCAUCGGCCAUGUACCUACUGGGAGAUUCUGCAAUGGCAAGAUACCUGGUGAUCUUAUAGCCUCAAGUCUGGGUGUAAAGGAAAUAGUCCCUGCUUAUGUCGGCCAAAAUCUAGGAGCAGAGGACCUACUCACUGGAGUCAGCUUCGCUUCCGGAGCCACUGGAUACGAUCCCUUGACCCCCAUUAUUACUUCGUCGAUAUCAAUGCCGGAUCAGUUAAAACUAUUUGCAAAAUACAAAGAGGAACUGAAGAACAUCGCCGGAAAAGAGAGGGCAGAUUAUAUAAUAAAAGAGAGUCUAUACGUGGUGUGUUCCGGCUCCGAUGAUCUCGCCAACACCUAUUUUAUCACCCCCUUCCGCAGUGCUCACUACGACAUCCCAUCCUACGUUAACCUGCUUAUCAGCUACUCUUCACAAUUCAUCCAGAACUUGUAUCAAAUGGGAGCACGUAAAAUAGGAUUUGUGGGACUCCCUCCUGUGGGCUGCUUACCUUCACAAAGAACCCUUGGAGGAGGGUUGUUAAGACGAUGUGUGCCAAUUCGGAAUGAGGCUGCACAGCUUUAUAAUUCAAAAAUUAAUGCAGAACUCCAAAGGCUAAGUAGGACUUUAAAUGGCACAUUACUGAUCUAUCUGGAUAUCUACACUAUAAUACUUGACCUUGUUCAGAGACCCUCAGUUUAUGGAUUUGAUGUCUCAAAUAAAGGAUGUUGUGGAACCGGAGAUAUAGAGGUUUCAGUACUAUGCAAUCCAAAGUUACCUACUUGCCCAGAUGAUACCAAAUAUGUAUUUUGGGAUAGCUAUCACCCCACCGAAAGAGCUUAUAAAAUCAUAGUAGAUAAUCUUCUUCAAAAGUACCUCAAAUAUUUGUACUAAAUAGAGGAUAUAUUUUUCCAUCAUAAAUAUUAUUUUUAUGAUGGAUAAGAGGAAGUUUGUAUUAUUUAACCAGUAACCUCAAAGCAGCCUCAUUGUCGCUUCUCAUUUAUUAGCCAACAUAAUCACUGCCUAAGCUAUGUUUCUUUUCGUUGGUGAUGCACCUCUAUGCAAGGUUCAUUAUUUUUGAUAA
Messenger RNA from Phalaenopsis equestris, 1388 nucleotides. Its product is annotated as GDSL esterase/lipase EXL3-like. The record is from RefSeq and is a predicted model, not a curated record. Gene Ontology annotation, molecular function: hydrolase activity, acting on ester bonds. The coding region runs from base 98 to 1198 and encodes 366 amino acids. NCBI's taxonomy places the organism in Eukaryota, Viridiplantae, Streptophyta, Magnoliopsida, Asparagales, Orchidaceae. The transcript is spliced from 5 exons.